Procambarus clarkii (red swamp crayfish) is the source of this 3144-nucleotide messenger RNA. Lineage: Eukaryota; Metazoa; Arthropoda; Malacostraca; Decapoda; Cambaridae. The record is from RefSeq and is a predicted model, not a curated record.
AUGGAGAGGGGCCGCCACCGCCGCGGUCAGGAGCAUGGAGAGGGGCUGCCACCGCCGCGGUCAGGAGCAUGGAGAGGGGCCGCCACCGCCGCGGUCAGGAGCAUGGAGAGGGGCCGCCACCGCCGCGGUCAGGAGCAUGGAGAGGGGCUGCCACCGCCGCGGUCAGGAGCAUGGAGAGGGGCCGCCACCGCCGCGGUCAGGAGCAUGGAGAGGGGCCGCCACCGCCGCGGUCAGGAGCAUGGAGAAGGGCCGCCACCGCCGCGGUCAGGAGCAUGGAGAGGGGCCGCCACUGUCAGCAGCUGGAGCAUGGAGAGGGGCCGCCGCCGUCAGCAGCUGGAGCAUGGAGAGGGGCCGCCGCCGUCGGUAGCUGGAGCAUGGAGAGGGGCUGCCACCGUCGGUAGCUGGAGCAUGGAGAGGGGCCGCCACCGCCAGCAGCUGGAGCAUGGAGAGGGGCCGCCACCGCCAGCAGCUGGAGCAUGGAGAAGUGCCGCCACCGCCGGGAGCAUGGAGAGGUGCCGCCACCACCGGGAGCAUGGAGAGGUGCCGCCACCGCCGGGAGCAUGGAGAGGGGCCGCCAUUGUCAGCAGCUGGAGCAUGGAGAGGGGCCGCCACUGUCAGCAGCUGGAGCAUGGAGAGGGGCCGCCGCCGUCAGCAGCUGGAGCAUGGAGAGGGGCCGCCGCCGUCAGCAGCUGGAGCAUGGAGAGGGGCCGCCGCCGUCAGCAGCUGGAGCAUGGAGAGGGGCCGCCACUGUCAGCAGCUGGAGCAUGGAGAGGGGCCGCCACCGUCAGCAGCUGGAGCAUGGAGAGGGGCCGCCACUGUCAGCAGCUGGAGCAUGGAGAGGGGCCGCCGCCGUCAGCAGCUGGAGCAUGGAGAGGGGCCGCCACUGUCAGCAGCUGGAGCAUGGAGAGGGGCCGCCGCCGUCAGCAGCUGGAGCAUGGAGAGGGGCCGCCACCGCCGCGGUCAGGAGCAUGGAGAGGGGCCGCCACCGCCAGCAGCUGGAGCAUGGAGAGGGGCCGCCACCGCCAGCAGCUGGAGCAUGGAGAGGGGCCGCCACCGCCAGCAGCUGGAGCAUGGAGAGGUGCCGCCACCGCCGGGAGCAUGGAGAGGUGCCGCCACCGCCGGGAGCAUGGAGAGGGGCCGCCACUGUCAGCAGCUGGAGCAUGGAGAGGGGCCGCCACUGUCAGCAGCUGGAGCAUGGAGAGGUGCCACCACCGUCAGCAGCUGGAGCAUGGAGAGGGGCCGCCGCCGUCGGUAGCUGGAGCAUGGAGAGGGGCUGCCACCGUCGGUAGCUGGAGCAUGGAGAGGGGCCGCCACCGCCGCGGUCGGGAGCAUGGAGAGGGGCCGCCACCGUCGGUAGCUGGAGCAUGGAGAGGGGCCGAAACGGCGUCAGCAUCUGGAGCAUGGAGAGGUGCCGCCACCGCCGGGAGCAUGGAGAGGUGCCGCCACCGUCAGCAGCGGGAGCAUGGAGAGGGGCCGCCGUCAGCAGCUGGAGCAUGGAGAGGUGCCGCCACCGCCGCGGUCCGGAGCGGGCAGCGCCGACCGCCCGCCGCCGCCGGGAGCAUGGAGAGGGGCCGCCGCCGCCGGGAGCAUGGAGAGGGGCCGCCGCCGCCGGGAGCAUGGAGAGGGGCCGCCGCCGCCGGGAGCAUGGAGAGGGGCCGCCGCCGCCGGGAGCAUGGAGAGGGGCCGCCGCCGCCGGGAGCAUGGAGAGGGGCCGCCGCCACCGGGAGCAUGGAGAGGGGCCACCACCGUCAGCAGCGGGAGCAUGGAGAGGGGCCGCCGCCGUCAGCAGCUGGAGCAUGGAGAGGUGCCGCCACCGCCGCGGUCCGGAGCGGGCAGCACCGACCGCCCGCCGCCGCCGGGAGCAUGGAGAGGGGCCGCCGCCGCCGGGAGCAUGGAGAGGGGCCGCCGCCGCCGGGAGCAUGGAGAGGGGCCGCCGCCGCCGGGAGCAUGGAGAGGGGCCGCCGCCGCCGGGAGCAUGGAGAGGGGCCGCCGCCGCCGGGAGCAUGGAGAGGGGCCGCCGCCGCCGGGAGCAUGGAGAGGGGCCGCCGCCGCCGGGAGCAUGGAGAGGGGCCGCCGCCACCGGGAGCAUGGAGAGGGGCCGCCGCCGCCGGGAGCAUGGAGAGGGGCCGCCGCCGCCGGGAGCAUGGAGAGGGGCCGCCGCCACCGGGAGCAUGGAGAGGGGCCGCCGCCGCCGGGAGCAUGGAGAGGGGCCGCCGCCGCCGGGAGCAUGGAGAGGGGCCGCCGCCACCGGGAGCAUGGAGAGGGGCCGCCGCCGCCGGGAGCAUGGAGAGGGGCCGCCGCCACCGGGAGCAUGGAGAGGGGCCGCCACCGCCGGGAGCAUGGAGAGGGGCCGCCGCCGCCGGGAGCAUGGAGAGGGGCCGCCGCCACCGGGAGCAUGGAGAGGGGCCGCCGCCGCCGGGAGCAUGGAGAGGGGCCGCCGCCGCCGGGAGCAUGGAGAGGGGCCGCCGCCACCGGGAGCAUGGAGAGGGGCCGCCGCCGCCGGGAGCAUGGAGAGGGGCCGCCGCCGCCGGGAGCAUGGAGAGGGGCCGCCGCCACCGGGAGCAUGGAGAGGGGCCGCCGCCGCCGGGAGCAUGGAGAGGGGCCGCUGCCGCCGGGAGCAUGGAGAGGGGCCGCCGCCACCGGGAGCAUGGAGAGGGGCCGCCGCCGCCGGGAGCAUGGAGAGGGGCCGCUGCCGCCGGGAGCAUGGAGAGGGGCCGCCGCCACCGCCGCCGGGAGCAUGGAGAGGGGCCGCCGCCGCCGGGAGCAUGGAGAGGGGCCGCCGCCGCCGGGAGCAUGGAGAGGGGCCGCCGCCGCCGGGAGCAUGGAGAGGGGCCGCCGCCGCCGGGAGCAUGGAGAGGGGCCGCCGCCGCCGGGAGCAUGGAGAGGGGCCGCCACCGCCGCCGGGAGCAUGGAGAGGGGCCACCGCCGCCGCCGGGAGCAUGGAGAGGGGCCACCGCCGCCGCCGGGAGCAUGGAGAGGGGCCACCGCCGCCGCCGGGAGCAUGGAGAGGGGCCGCCGGGAGCAUGGAGAGGGGCCGCCGCGGUCGGGAGCGGCCAGCGCCGACCGCCCGCUACUCACCUAACACUAUUCCCCGGCAUAAAACCCGCUCGUAAAGUUGGAAUCACAGCAGGAAGAUGUGUUUAG